UUGGACUAACAUUAGCAAAAUGUGUGAAAAGCACUUGUUCUCUGUAUAGGUAUUGAGUGGGCCCUAUUGUCAGAGUCACUUUAUACUUGCAAACGUAGCUUAGCGCAUCACAGUUAUUACUGGCUCUUACAGAAAGUCAGUUUACUCGCGGAGAAACCGUUAUCUCAACUAGACGGCCAACAAAUAAGCUUACACACUGUGGCACGAUAGUUUACGAAUAUAUAGUAUUUUUUUUCUACAUCCAAACUGGGUAUGAUUGGAGACAUGAGUACAAAGGUUAACACAACUUCGAGUCGGAUCCUCGACAUUCCGUGCAAAGUGUGCGGGGAUCGUAGUUCCGGGAAACACUACGGAGUUUACGCUUGCGAUGGUUGCAGUGGCUUUUUCAAGCGAAGUAUUCGACGCAACCGUACGUACGUGUGUAAAAACCGUGGCUCGGGGCCGUGUCCGAUUGACAAGACGCAUCGUAACCAAUGUCGAGCCUGCCGGCUUAAGAAGUGCAUCGAGGUACAGAUGAACAAAGAUGCUGUUCAACAUGAAAGGGGUCCGAGAAACUCGACCAUUAGAAAACAAAUGGCACUCUAUUUGAAGGAAGCAGCAGCUGGGGAAGUUCCACAAGCCUACGGACCAAGAUCGCCCUACCACGGCACAAUUCUCGGGGAAGAAGCCUACCGCGGCCUCACCGUCGCCGUAGACUACCCUCCCAUCACCCCUAUCGUUAUAUGCCAACCAACUCCAAAGCACCAUUACCCAAUCGAGAUGAUGCGAUCGCCCUUAAACAGUGUGGAGAACAUUUGCGAAACAGCAGCUAGACUCUUGUUUAUGAGUAUCCAAUGGACCAAGAAUGUGCCACCAUUUGUAUCUCUGCCACAGAAUGAUCAACUUAACCUAUUGGAAGAGGGAUGGAGGGAGUUGUUUAUCCUAGGUGCUGCGCAGUGGCAAAUGACACUGGAUAGUGGACCUCUCAUGGCUGCUGCAGGACUCCAUUCCGAGAAUACACCACCAGCUAAAGUUGCCGCUGUAAUGAGUGAACUACACGUGCUACAAGAACUCAUUGAGAAAUUGCGACAGUUACAGGUGGACGCUACCGAAUACGCAUGCCUGAAAGGCAUUGUUCUCUUUAAAUCAGAUUUAACGGGACUACAAGAUGUACCUUCCGUAGCUGGCCUCCAAGAUCAAGCGCAAAUGACGCUAAGUAAAUACAUCUCAGCCAUGUAUCCAACACAACCGUUUCGAUUCGGCAAACUUCUGCUCAUCCUGCCGUCAUUGAAGGCUGUCAGGCCUAGUACAAUCGAAGAACUCUUUUUCAGGAAAACGAUCGGUAGCAUUCCUAUUGAAAAACUUCUCUGUGAUGUUUACAGGUCAAAAGAUGUCUGAAGAGAAAAUAUAGACCCUGAAAAACAGUAAAAUACCUACAAAGAUUCGCGAAUAGACGACUGUAUCUGUAAAGACUAUCAAACUGCAAGAAAUACCAUGAGUAUUGGGCUAAUAAAGGUUGUGGCUUGGAUUUGACCAACAAAUAGCAACACGGCCGAAUUACUACACCGAAAGUCAUAAUGUUGUAGACUAUGCGAUAUACGAUACAUUCAUGACGUGUAAGACGAAGUGCAUAAGUGAAAAGAUGACAUGUCCAGAUAUAUGUUACGUAGUCAACCUUCUGUUAAAUGUAUCGCCUCAUACAGGUCUACUACCAAUUCACUUCUUUACUAGAUAUUGAAAUUGAACCAAAUGGAAGUCAAUAGUUUGUUUCGAUAUACGAACACAUUCUACUGACAAAAGUACAGCAGACCAAAAAUGUUAUAUUUUCUUGUUAAUUGUAAAUUGUUAUAAUGUGAUGUAUAGUAAAUUUUAUUAAACGUGCCUUGAAAAGCGACCAAAGUAAUUAGGUAUAGAACUAGAUUAGGUAUAUAGAUAGUAGGUGCUAUCCCUAUAGCUAAAACUAUAAGCAAUUGUCUAUAUACAAGUACUAUUGAUCAACUUUGGUAUAUGUUAUAAAUCGUUAAACAGUUCUAACAUUUACGUACCGAUUUAACUACGAAUACGAACAUAAUGGAUCUACCCGGAGCGUUAAUCCAGCUUAACAACUAACUAACCAAUCAGAACAUGCAAUUUAAUAGCCAUAGAUACGCUCAUGUCCCCACGUCAAGCCAAUUGACGUACAAUUACGCUGUUUUAGGUUCCACACCUUAGCGGAAAGGUUCUACUUCGAAUACCGAUUCACUGUACCUUUUUGUAAAUAAGAAUCACUUAAUAAUUGUUUAAAGUUUGAAAAUAUUACAAAUUUAAGACAUUGAAACAAAUUUCUUGUAUUCGUAAAUAAUCUCACUGUGCGAGUACUUACUUACAUCCACAUUUUGUGGCGUACUGCAGCUUCUAAUGUGUAACUUUAAUCCAUGUCCGACUUUUGCCGUAAUUUUUCUAUGAGAUACACGUUGUUGAAAUUGUGUGUGUUUUUUUAACUACACAACAGAAUCACAAUGCUUGAUAAUCAAUGGGGGUAAAAAUGUUGGGGGUUGAAAGUGAGAGGAGAGGAAAGAGAUUCCAAACACUCAAUACGGGUAGGGUGUAUUAUCCUCAACCAAAGCAGUUAUCAGAUUGGGUUAUUAAGCGGGGAUGGGGUAAUUAUAUUAGACCUAUCUCAAAGACUAAAGCAGCCGUGUAUACAUUUAUUUAUAUUUUCCAUGGAAACGAGUGAUCUUCCAUUUAAGAAUUUUUUUAAAAUUUUCUUUAUCUUUUUCUUUUAAGCAGUAACAACAUAAUUAUUACAAAAUAUGUUAAUUAAAUGUGCGUUGUGUGGACAAAAUCGCUUUAUCGUGAUUUCUUUCCAAGAAUUUUUUUUUAAACAAAUAUAUAUUUUAGCCAUUGUUUAUAUUUCCCUAUGAAAUGCAUAUAGACGUGUCAGACAAUCUGAUUGUAAGAAACACCAAAGAUGAUCCGAGUAUUAUUAUAAUAAAGAAUAUAACUUUCAAAAUAUA
Anneissia japonica is the source of this 2975-nucleotide messenger RNA. Its product is annotated as nuclear receptor subfamily 2 group E member 1-like. Gene Ontology annotation, molecular function: nuclear receptor activity; zinc ion binding; RNA polymerase II cis-regulatory region sequence-specific DNA binding. Lineage: Eukaryota; Metazoa; Echinodermata; Crinoidea; Comatulida; Comatulidae. The record is from RefSeq and is a predicted model, not a curated record. Gene Ontology annotation, biological process: anatomical structure development; negative regulation of transcription by RNA polymerase II; cell differentiation. The coding region runs from base 253 to 1377 and encodes 374 amino acids. The transcript is spliced from 6 exons.